AUGUCAGGCUUCACCGAUGUCAAGAUGUUCGCUGUGAGCGCAACAGUGCUUUAUCUCAAGUUCCUAGCCUGCACUAUGAUCCAAGGUCGCAAGGCCUUCGCUGCCGGCACGCGUAUGCCUGAAGACAGCCAGCUACCGCAGGCCAAGAACGCCCCGAAGCAGGGAUUCGCAGACCUCACCGACGACGCUAUCCGGACUGCCGCGGAGGAAGAAAUGCGCUGGAAACGGAUCAUCCAGAACGACCUCGAGUCCAUGCCCAUGGCCUACGUCGUAUUCUGGAGCGCGAUCUGCAUGGGCGUGACCGGUGGCAUCACCAAGACGUUGAUCUUUGUCUACACCGUAGCGCGCGUCGGCCACACCAUCGUGUACGCCCAGAGCUUGCCUCGCGCGCGAAUGAUCUGCUGGAUGGUAGGCAUGGGUUGUGUUGUUAUCGCUGCAGUGAGCAGCGUCCUAGCCGCCGUGUUUUAA
Messenger RNA from Phytophthora nicotianae INRA-310, 468 nucleotides. RefSeq lists its product as hypothetical. Lineage: Eukaryota; Oomycota; Peronosporomycetes; Peronosporales; Peronosporaceae. Bases 1 to 468 code for a protein of 155 amino acids. The transcript has a single exon. The record is from RefSeq and is a predicted model, not a curated record. Gene Ontology annotation, cellular component: membrane.